AGUUGAAUCAUUGCAUAAUCCGUUCGUUGCAUAGAAACGCCGACGUUUCUCUUACUUUACAAGAAAUAAACUACAAUAGAUUUAAGCGAUGAAUCCUGAUAUGCGUCGAGAAAGAGAAAAUGCAACAUUUGAGCCGGAGAUUCUUACUAAUGUUCUGGAAGGGGGCGCAGAGAAAACACGCCGGAGGAGAGAGAUAGAAUCUCUUGUCAUCAAUGACCCUGAUUUUCAUCAUGAAGAUGUGAACUUCAUGUCUCGCAGUGAGCGCUAUGAUGUUGCUUUGAAGAAAAGCAUCACAAUGUUUACCAAACUGAGGGAUUAUGGCAUCUCUGAUCCAGAGGAGAUUUAUCUCUUUAAGAGAGCUGUACGGAAAAACCUUCAUGAGCCUUUCGGUCUGCACUUCGUCAUGUUCCUACCCACUGUGUACAACCAGUGCACCCCCAAACAGCAAGAUAAAUGGCUGCCGCUGAGCACAUCGCUCCAGGUGAUCGGCACGUACGCCCAGACUGAACUGGGGCACGGAACACACAUUCGUGGCCUUGAGACCACAGCGACCUACGACCCGGCAACUCAAGAGUUUGUCUUAAACAGCCCCACUGUCACUUCCAUCAAGUGGUGGCCAGGAGGAUUGGGUAAGACGUCAAAUCAUGCUAUUGUGUUGGCACAGCUCCACACACAGGGUAAAUGUCAUGGCCUGCACGCCUUCAUCGUUCCUAUUCGUUGCAUGAAAACUCAUCAGCCCCUGCCAGGUGUGACCGUGGGUGACAUUGGCCCCAAAUUUGGCUUUGACGAGGUAGAUAACGGGUUUCUAAAGCUGGACAACAUUAGGAUCCCACUUGAGAACAUGCUGAUGAAGUAUGCAAAGGUGGAGCCUGAUGGGACGUAUCUAAAACCUCCCAGCGAUAAACUGACAUAUGGCACCAUGGUGUUUAUCAGGGCUAUGAUUGUGGGCGAAGCAGCCACUGCUCUGUCCAAAUCCUGCACCAUCGCCAUCCGAUACAGCGCUGUCCGACACCAGUCUGAACUACGGCCUGGAGAGCCAGAGCCACAGAUCUUGGACUACCAGGCUCAGCAGUAUAAACUGUUCCCACUGUUGGCCACCGCCUACGCCUUCACUUUUGUGGGUCAGUACAUGAGCAACACGUACCACAGCAUCAUGGGAGACAUCAACCAGGGAGAUUUCAGCCAACUGCCUGAGCUUCAUGCUCUGGCUGCGGGUCUAAAAGCAUUCACUACCUGGACCGUGAAUGCAGGUAUUGAGGUGUGUCGUAUGGCAUGUGGAGGUCAUGGUUACUCACAUUCCAGCGCUCUGCCCGAUGUCUAUGUGACAUUUACCGCUACGUGCACCUACGAAGGCGAGAACACGGUCAUGAUGCUGCAGACAGCCCGAUACCUGGUGAAGAGCUACAGGCAGGCACAUGAUGGGAAGAAGCUCAGUGGUAUUGUCUCAUACCUAAAUGAAUCUCAGCGUAUUCAGCCCCAUCACACUGCAUCCAGACCCACCGUGAUCAACAUCAACGACCUUCAAAGCCUUGUGGAGGCCUACAAGCUGCGCGCUGCCAGGUUGGUGGAAAUGGCAGCCAAGAGCUUGCAGACUGAGCUUCAGCGCAGAAAGAACCAGGAGGACGCAUGGAACAACAGCGCAAUCGAACUUGUUCGAGCCUCUAAUGCUCACUGUCAUUAUGUGGUGGUGAAGCUCUUUGUGGCCAAGCUGAAUGAAAUUGGCAAUACAGCAUUGCACUCUGUCCUGAACUCUCUUGCUCUGCUCUACACCCUACACGGCAUCGCCCAAAACUCUGGCGACUUCCUGCAGGCUGGUUUGCUGAGCGUUCCUCAGCUGGAUCAGGUCACUCAAAGGAUCAAGGCUCUGAUGGCUGAGAUCCGUCCCAAUGCUGUGGCUCUGGUGGAUGCUUUCGACUACUGUGAUGACAUUUUGAACUCAGUUCUAGGUCGUUAUGAUGGAAACGUCUAUGAGAACAUGUUCGAGUGGGCCAAGAAAUCCCCACUUAACCACACUGAGGUCCAUGAAUCCUUCUACAAGCACAUGAAACCUUUGCAGUCCAAACUGUAAGCGGGAAGCAUCAGUGUUUGAAUACUCUCUUCAACCAUACUACUAAUGGCACUAAUUAAUUCACUAAUUUAGUCAUGUAUGAUUAGAAGAUUCUGACUGAAUCUCUGUAGUCAGUAUGGCCUAGAUGAUCUGAAGUGCUGUUCCUGGAUCACUUUUUUUUUUUUAUUUCCCAUGUAUUAUAAGAAUGGGUUCUGUUAUCUAAACAUGGGAGCAUCUGAUCACUACAGUCGAAUGUUAACCACAGUCACAGUGUAAAUCAUGUCUAUAUAGGAAUAUUCGUGUGCUAAUAUGUAUGUUGGUAAUUGCUAAUCGUUGGGCAUUGUAUGUGUGGAUUUGUUAUCCAUGAUUCGAUUUUAAGCACUUAGCAGACGCUUUUGUCCAAAGUGAUUUACAAUUGUGAUGAAUACAAUCUGAGCAUGUUACGGGCCUUGCUCAAGGGCUCAGCAGUGGCAACUUGGUGAAUGUGGGGCUUGAACCAGUGACCUUCUGAUUACUAGGCCAGCAUCUUAACUAAGCUACCACUGCUCAUUAUGCUGCUCUACCCACACACAUGAUGCACUUAACAUAAGCCCCUAAUUCAGGAUUUCCAAAUUCAGACUAGAAAACUUUUAAAAAGCACAAUUCCAACUAGGAAUUCCUUUUGACAUGGGAAUGUGAAAACUGAAACUUAAUUCAAAGUACUCUCUUAAUUUUUUUUUUUAAUUAGACUUUGUAAUAUUUGCUUUAAAGUAUCAGACUCAGUCAUUGGGUAAAUCUGUAAAGUGGACUAUGCAUGAGCUUUUGGUGCUCAAACCCCAGCUUUAGUAAAUGCAUCCAGACUGUAAAUGACCUAAUUAAAUGGCCUAAUUUUUUCACAAGGUUGGUCAAACACCCCUUGGAUUAAAUUAGGGAAUGUGUCCAGUCGUCAAGUGAUUUCAUUUGUUUAUUAACAUUAAGCAUUAAAUAUACAUUAAAAAUUUUAUCAUAAAAUAUUGUACAAAGACACCCUAAAAAUCCAGAAGUAAUUGAUGAAAAAAGCUCCAAAAACAGCGGAGCUGGGCGCCUACAUGAACAACGAUUGGCCAUUGUUCACACAGGGUGGGAGAGCCGGACCAGGGCUCCUCAUAACUGAAACAGCUACAACCUCUGCUGGCGAGUCGAGGAAUAAUGCGUUGAUCAGGGUGUGGCUCUCCGUACACUGAGCCGAUCUGCAUAUGAACUCGCCUCAUGCAGGUAAAAAGAUGCAGUCAGCUACUGGACACGUGUCGGAGGGGGCGUGUGUCAGUUGCGGUGCUCCUCAGCAGUGGAGGUUAGCAUCGGUAGAGGGGUAGCGUAAUGCAAUCGGGGUAAUUGGAUACGACUAGAUUAGGGAGAAAAUUGGGGAAAAAAUAGCAAAAAAAAAUGCUUCUUUAAUUUAACUCUUUAAAAGCUGUUAAUUGACUUUACAUGCUCAUGCUCUGUUAAAAACCACCUAAACCUAGCUAAGACCAGCAAACCAUCUCAAACUGGUUUAUUCUUUUUUUAAGUGGAAGUGCAUCUUUAAGUGGGUCACAAGUAGUCGGAAAGAAGAGUGGUCUAAUCUCAUAUAUCUGAUAAUUUUUUCCCACUGGGCAUUUUUGAACAGCCCAUCAGUGGAACUGCCUGGUGAGGUGCUUGGUUGACUCCGAGAUCACAAGCUCUCAUGUUUGAACACCUGGCCAGGUGUUUGCACAGGCACCAUUUCCAUGCUUGUGUUCAUUUUUCACUGCACUACUCCAGUGUUUGUGGUAGUUUGUUAGCUUGGCUGUAAGUUGCAAUGAUUUGCAUGAAUCAUUAAACUAAUCAAACAAAAACUAAACUGCCUGCACCAGAAUAAUUGGCAUUUUUGAUGCAAUAUAAACAGCAAAACCAGGAUUUUUAUUUUACACAAUGUGAUUUGUACAACAGUGAAAUCUGUUAAUAUAAUAUUUUGGUAAUGGAACAAUAUCUGGUAAUAUUUUGUCCUAAAGAUUUUUAAAGCAUGAUGUCCUGUUCUUGGGAUCAAAAUGUCUUGUUAAAUGAUUUGUAUUGAGAAUAAUUUUGGAAAAGGUUAUGCCUUAAGUGAUUAUUAUAAAGUGUUAAUUAUGGUUAGUUUUUUUGUCCUACAUGUGAAAAAGGUCAGUAAUUUAAUUUACUUUUUGAUUCUAGAUAAAAAUUAGAGAUUAAAGGUUUCAAUCUAUUACUUUAAGAGAAAAUAGAUUAGUACUUGGACUACUGUAACUAAACAGCUGUUAAAAAAGCAAAAGACAUUGUUUCUAGUCACUGAUAUAUAGUCAACUGUUAUGACUGUUCGUAAGAUUAUUACAAUAAAAUGAAUUAAUUUGCAGUAAA
Trichomycterus rosablanca is the source of this 4396-nucleotide messenger RNA. It is a transcript of the gene acox1, whose product is annotated as acyl-CoA oxidase 1, palmitoyl. Gene Ontology annotation, cellular component: peroxisome. NCBI's taxonomy places the organism in Eukaryota, Metazoa, Chordata, Actinopteri, Siluriformes, Trichomycteridae. The record is from RefSeq and is a predicted model, not a curated record. The coding region runs from base 89 to 2068 and encodes 659 amino acids. Gene Ontology annotation, biological process: fatty acid beta-oxidation using acyl-CoA oxidase; lipid homeostasis; very long-chain fatty acid metabolic process. Gene Ontology annotation, molecular function: FAD binding; fatty acid binding. The transcript is spliced from 14 exons.